Photinus pyralis (common eastern firefly) is the source of this 2815-nucleotide messenger RNA. Its product is annotated as synaptotagmin-4. Gene Ontology annotation, molecular function: calcium ion binding; clathrin binding; phosphatidylserine binding. The record is from RefSeq and is a predicted model, not a curated record. Gene Ontology annotation, biological process: vesicle fusion; regulation of calcium ion-dependent exocytosis; regulation of dopamine secretion. Gene Ontology annotation, cellular component: axon; synapse; membrane. NCBI's taxonomy places the organism in Eukaryota, Metazoa, Arthropoda, Insecta, Coleoptera, Lampyridae. Bases 151 to 1458 code for a protein of 435 amino acids. The transcript is spliced from 6 exons.
GGCCAUCCAUUAACACCCUAAAGUUAGACGCAACACAGACAUCUUCGGAACGAUCUUAUUUACAAUAUUUCAAAUUGGGGGUUUAGAACCCCCAUCAGAGAAUACGAAAAAUAGUGCGUAUAGUGUAGUUAAGCCAAAGAAUUUAUAAAAAUGGUUGAAGAAGGACCUGAAAUAAAAGCGAUCGAAGGGGUUACGUCACCGGCGGUAUUCGGAUUAUGUUUGGCAGGUGGAAUAUUUGUUUUAUGCGUGGCGGCCGUUACGUGCUAUUGUUAUCGCGUGAGGAGACUACAUAACAGUAAAAGGCAUGGACCCGAUCAACCUUUGGCCUUCCACAGUCAUAGAAGGCCGACCGCCGUUAAAAGUCCGGCGGGUGGAAGUACAACUCAUUAUCUCAAGAAAAGUCCCAGCCCUACUAAUCCCUCGCGAACGCCACCAAAUAUGUCUGGUGCCAACACGCCGAGUCCGAUUGGAAACGAUGGAACAAUCGAAACGUCAAAUGCAAACGAAAGAACAGAAUCUCCAGCCGUUCGAGAUGUUUACACCACCGAGUGCGAAUCACACACUCCAAGUAAGGAAGAAAUCGAAACCAACGAAAAGAAUUUACAACAAAACGCCUCUUAUUUGGGACAACUCGUAUUUAAACUGAGAUACAAGCACGAUAAGAAUGCGCUAAUAGUCUCCGUUGUACGUUGCCGAGACUUACCGGCCAAGGAUCCCAAUUUGGGCUCAAGCGAUCCCUACGUUAAGCUUCAGUUAUUGCCCGACAAACAACAUAAGGUGAAAACACGCGUUCUUCGCAAGACAUGCAAUCCAGUAUACGACGAAGACUUCACGUUUUACGGCAUCAACUUCAAUCAACUUCCAAGCAUCACCCUUCACUUUGUCGUACUCAGCUUCGACCGUUACUCGAGAGAUGACAUAAUUGGAGAGGUCUUCUGCGCGCUGAACGCCGUCGACAUUAACCAAGCCGAAAAUCAGCAAAUAGCGUUGUGUCGCGAAAUACAGCCUAGAAGCUUAAAGAUACGUUCGCAAGGACGCGGGGAGUUACUGGUUUCCUUAUGUUGGCAACCAGCUGCAAAUCGUCUGACAGUGGUCGUGUUGAAAGCACGUAACCUUCCAAAGAUGGAUGUCACCGGAUUAGCGGAUCCUUAUGUAAAAAUGUAUUUGUUAUACAACGGACAGCGCAUAGCAAAAAAGAAAACGCACGUCAAAAAACGAACGUUAAGUCCCGUAUUUAACGAGAGCUUCGUUUUUGAUAUACCGGCAGGAGGUGAAGGUUUAGAAAAUGUCAAUUUGGAAUUCCUUCUUCUUGAUUGGGAUCGUGUCACUAAAAACGAGGUGAUUGGACGAUUGGAACUUGGCGGGCCGAAAUGUGCCGGUUCGGCUCUACACCAUUGGAACGAAGUAUGUAACUCACCUCGUCGCCAGAUUGCCGAUUGGCAUAAGCUUCGUGAGUAACCUACCGCAAUAUUGCAAAAUGAGUCGGUCCGUCAUUGUUAAUAUCAACUAGCAUCACCUAAAAGCAUAUUAUAUAUUUUUGAGUUGCGCACGUCUUUCAACUAUCAUUUCUAAUCGUAUUCAAAAAGGACCGAAAAAUACUCAUAAAAAUAGAUCAACUAGACUGUUUGUUGUAAUUGUAUCCGUAGAUAAGAUUGCUUCAAAAAUAUUUUAUGUUACUUAUACCUAUUGAAAGUUAUAGCUGAAUGUAAAUAUAAAUGUUUAUAAGUACAACGUAGGGUAAGGAUUUGUGUAUGGGCUUAAAGCAAAUUUAUACUUGUACCCUUCAUUCCGGUUUAUUUACCUCUGUUCAAACUUAAAUUUUAUUGUAAAUAUAAAGGUUAAUCUUAGUACUAUGCUUUGUAUAUAAAAAAGGGAACGAUGCGCGCUUUAUUUUAGUUGAUGCUCCUCUACCUUCACUCUUGCAACCCUUGACCUGAUGCAGAAGAUUAAAGGAACAUAGUCUCACGUUACCCGGUUUUUUGGCUUUAGUAGAUAAGCACCAACUAAUGCAGGUUUAACUAGCUAAGAAGCAGAGAAUGGCUCUGCCGAAAUGGUUUGUGAUAUAGGUUUAAGCAACAAAAAAAUCAGUACCAAUAAUUUUAAUGCUGCAAGCUAUUAACCAAUGUUUAUUUCUAAUUUUCGAACGGAAGAACGUAGACAAUUAUUGUAUCGGUGUAAGAUGACAUACACAAAUUUGUAAUUUCGUACUUACUUUCUUCACACCCUGCAAGGUAAUCCAACAAAGACAAAUCCGUCAAAUUGUUAUUAUACAAGUUUGAGAUCUGCGCUUAAUUACCUGAUCUCGUGUAGCUUACAGAAUGAAUACGCCAAGACUGUCCUUUCCAUUAAUAACACUCAUUAGUGUUAUGUGUAGAAAUAGACAAAGGAACAUCUAUCGUUUUUUUCUUGUAUUGAUUAGUAUGGUACGUUUUAGGAUAGGUCCGUCAGCUAAAACUCUAGUUUUUUCUAACUUAGUAAUAAAGGCUUUUUUUGUAAAUAUUACGUUUGUCUUGUAUUUACGCACAUCACUUUAGUGUUGAAUUAUAGUUUUGUGUAACUCUGCAACACAACGAAGAUAAUAUACAACAAAAUGUAGUGAACAAGUACACACCAAAUGCACAUAUCUAUACCUAAUGUCAUCAGAUUUUGCUUCCAUUUUAAUUGAGCUGUUUGUUACAAGGCAGGUGUAAUAUUUUCUACUGUGCAAGUAGAUCUUAGAUUGAGGAUAGAUUAAGCAGCGACCACAUUCAAAAAUUGAGACAAAUAACUUGUAUAUCAUUUGACGUGUGUUAAUCAAUAAAUUCCUUAAACAUUG